AACCACAAUUGAUUAGGAUCUGACAACUAGUCUCCAUAGAUGAAUAUUGGAAAUUUGAGAACAUAGAUUAAUGUAUCCAUUUAAAUGGAUAGAUCCUUGACUUUAUUAUAUGAAAGUUGAAUUUAAAAAAGAAUUAUAUUUACAGAUCUAUAUAACUUUUCGCAAUAUGAUUUAAGGAGUUAUAGUUAGGAUGAUAUUUAUAAUAGUCAGUUGAUAUUUUGGAGAUGUUUGUAAUAAGGAUUUUGGGAGUUUGGGAGGUGUAUUUGAGGAAUUUGAAUUUAAAUAUAAGGUUGAGUUAAUUAUGGUAAUUUGUAUUGAAGAUUAAGGAAAGAGUGCAAGGAGAAACAAAUGAGUUAGGUUGUAAAUGCCUAAACAUUUGUAUUAGAUCUGAAUCAAGUGAGGGGAAGUAGACAUAAUCCUUUUAAAAUAUAUAUAUAUUUCUUUAUUUACUCAAUAAAAUGCUGGAUUCAAUCCAAAGAGAUGAGUUGGAAUGCAUUCCAGUUCACUUCAAUAUAGUCAGGUUCCUUAAAAUGUAAUAAUAUAUAGUUACCUCUUGUUAUACGCCAGAUCUGACGGUAUAAUUAUUGAUUAUUUAACUAUCCUCAAGCUGAUUAUUUUUGAAGUAGUGUGGUUCACUUUUGAUUUCAGGUUAAAGAUCUCUUCGAAGUAGUUUGGGCAAAACUGUCCUCUAUCUCCAAACGCUGUCAUCCAGAGGAUGAGGUUUAGAGGGUUUGUUUGUAAAGACUAUGGGAGACUAACUCAUUAAUUAAUUUUAAUAUUAUUGACCAAAAUUAUUUCUCCUUCUCUAAAUAGAUUUAAAAUAUAAUUACAAACCAGAAUUUAAAUCAAUGAAAAAUUAUUGUGCUUCUUCCUUUCUAAUCAUAACAAAUAUUCAUAAUAAUAAUCAAUAAACAGUCUAACAAAGCUGCUGUUGUCUAUAAAUUCAAUAUGAG
Paramecium octaurelia is the source of this 953-nucleotide messenger RNA. The record is from the annotation of a GenBank genome assembly. NCBI's taxonomy places the organism in Eukaryota, Ciliophora, Oligohymenophorea, Peniculida, Parameciidae.